Messenger RNA from Capra hircus (goat), 3268 nucleotides. It is a transcript of the gene KNG1, whose product is annotated as kininogen 1. Gene Ontology annotation, cellular component: extracellular region; blood microparticle. Bases 264 to 2123 code for a protein of 619 amino acids. Gene Ontology annotation, biological process: positive regulation of cytosolic calcium ion concentration; negative regulation of blood coagulation; negative regulation of endopeptidase activity. NCBI's taxonomy places the organism in Eukaryota, Metazoa, Chordata, Mammalia, Artiodactyla, Bovidae. Gene Ontology annotation, molecular function: cysteine-type endopeptidase inhibitor activity. The record is from RefSeq and is a predicted model, not a curated record. The transcript is spliced from 10 exons.
CCAAAUGCAAACAAGCAGGCCAACCACCCCAGUGUUGUAAUGUUUCAGCCUGAAAUCUGCUUGGAUAACCCAGCAGGGUCCUUUGUCCUUUUGGAAUAGGGCAAAUAGUGCAUGGCAGCAGGAAUCAGCCAGGGUCCCGGAGCACUGAGACAGAGAGAGCAGAGCCCAGGGGAGACAGAGGCUGAAGCUAGUUAAAAUCACUGUCUUGGCUUCCAGUUGGCUCCCAAUUCCUGGUGAAACUCCUAAAGGGAGACUGUUAAAUCAUGAAAUUAAUCACCAUCCUUUUCCUUUGCUCCAGGCUGCUACCAAGUUUAACUCAAGAGUCCUCUCAAGAAAUCGACUGCAACGACCAGGAUGUAUUUAAAGCUGUGGACACGGCUCUGAAGAAAUAUAACAGUGGAAACAAAAGUGGCAACCAGUUUGUACUGUACCGUGUAACCGAGGUCAGCAGAAUGGAUAAUCCUGACAUAUUUUAUUCCUUGAAGUACCAAAUCAAGGAGGGCGACUGUCCUUUUCAAAGCGACAAAACUUGGCAGGACUGUGACUACAAGGACUCUGCACAAGCUGCCACAGGAGAGUGCACAGCGACCGUGGCCAAGAGAGGGAAUAUGAAGUUCUCCGUGGCUACCCAGACCUGCCUGAUCACUCCAGCCGAGGGCCCCGUGGUGACAGCCCAGUAUGACUGCCUUGGCUGUGUGCAUCCCAUAUCUACCACGAGCCCCGACUUGGAGCCUGUUCUGAGACAUGCCAUCCAACAUUUUAACAACAACACCGAUCAUCCCCACCUCUUUGAUCUGAAAGAAGUAAAAAGAGCCCAAAGACAGGUGGUGGCUGGAUGGAACUAUGAAAUUACUUACUCAAUUGCACAAACUAAUUGUUCCAAGGAGAAAUUUCUAUUCUUAACUCCAGAUUGCAAGUCCCUUUCAAAUGGUGAUAUUGGUGAAUGUUCAGAUAAGGCAUAUGUGGAUCUCCAGCUAAGAAUUGCUUCCUUCUUGCAGAAAUGUGACCUUUAUCCAGGGGAGGAUUUUGUACAACCACCCACCAGGCUUUGUGUUGGCUGCCCCAAACCUAUACCUGUUGACAGCCCAGAACUGGAGGAGCCUCUGAACCAUUCCAUUGCAAAGCUUAAUGCAGAGAAUAAUGGAACCUUCUAUUUCAAGAUUGACACUGUGAAAAAAGCAACAGUACAGGUGGUAGCUGGCAAAAAGUAUUCUAUUGUGUUCAUAGCAAGGGAAACCACAUGUUCUAAGGGAAGUAAUGAAGAGCUGACCAAGAGUUGUGAGAUCAAUAAACAUGGUCUAAUUCUAAACUGUGAUGCUGAUGUUUAUGUGGUGCCUUGGGAGGAAAAAGUUUACCCUACUGUCAACUGUCAAUCACCUGGACGGACCUUACUCAUGAAAAGGCCUCCGGGUUUUUCACCUUUCCGAUCAGUACAAGUGAUGAAACCUGAAGAAAAAACAACUGUAAGUCUACCCCACUCUGCCAUGUCUCCUGUACAAGAUGAAGAGCAGGAUUCAGGAAAAGAACAAGGACCCACUCAUGGGCAUGGCUGGGACCAUGGAAACCAAAUAAAAUUACAUGGCCUUGGCCCUGGCCAUAAACAUGAGCAUGAGCAAGGUCAUGGGCGCCAUAGGGGUCAUGGUCUUGGCCAUGGACAUAAGCAUGGUCUUGGCCAUGGACAUAAGCAUGGUCAUGGCCAUGGAAAACAUAAAAACAAAGGAAAAAACCAUGGAAAGCAGUAUGAUUGGAGGACACACUAUUUGGCAAGUUCUUAUGAAGAUAGCACUACAUCCUCUGCACAGAUGCGAGAGAAGACAGAGGAGACAACACUCCCUUCCCCAGCCCAGCCAGUUGUAGCCGUUACCUUUCCUGGCUUUCAGGACUCAGAUCUCAUUGCAACUGUGAUGCCUAGUACACUACCACCUCCCACAGAGAGUGAUGAUGACUGGAUCCCUGACAUCCAGAUAGAGCCAAAUAGCCUUGCAUUUAAAUUGAUUUCGGAUUUUCCAGAAACAACCUCCCCCAAAUGUCCUGGUCGCCCCUGGAAGCCAGUUAAUGGAGUGAAUCCAACUGUGGAAAUGGAAGAGUCUCAUGAUUUUGAUCUCAUUGAUGCUCUUUCUUAAUUUAGGCAGCCAGGGUUAUUUCUUUAACAUCUCAUCAACCCCUGUCCCCAUUGUCCAAAGAUCCUCAUAUAAUACACUAAAACCCAUGAACAUUCAGAACAGCCUAGAGAGAAAUAAAUGGGGAGACUCCCCAUGGGAACAACAUCAAUCUCUAUGGAUGACAUAAAACUUUGUGCAGAAUUCUAACUCCUUUCUGAGCUCUCCUCCCAAGUUUUCUUAACUAGCACAGAAAAUGGACAAACUAAUAUACUGUGGCCUACUGCAGUUGCUUUUCUGAUAAUGAAUGUGUACCUUAAAAUGUGCAUCAUCAAUUUUCAUACAAAGAUUCUUGACAUUUUGAAUAAGCUGUAACAUCUGGCCAUAUGUGGCAAUAAGAGAAGUUAAGAGACUGAAUGCUGAACUUCUUAAUGGAGGAAAAAAAAAUAAUAAAAACCUCCAGAGGUCAAAGAGGAACAAGAGAGAAAGACAGAUUGGCCAAAGGGAGGACAGAGAAAAUAAAAUUGACUUUCUGUUUCCAAAAUGGGCUAGUAAUCUCAAACAGUUACUCCCAUGUGACAAAACUAUGCUGAUAAUUCUCUUUCUGGGUGAGAGUGUUUCUUGUAAGUCAGUAAUUUCUGUUUACUCAUUAACUAUGCUUUGCAAUAGGGCUUUCAAAUAGGAGUUUUCUGUUUGUAUGUUGCCAGCUUUAGAAUGAGUAACCCUUACUGUUCAAUAGCUCUGAGUUUAAUGAUAAGGAUGGAAGGCAGAAGUAAUACAAAGGCUGGCCUGCUUGAGGAAAUCUUUUUUUAAUAAUUGAUAAGGGAAUAUCAUGAGAUGUGAUGCAAAUUUUGUUCAGAGAUUUUAUGAGAAAUUCUUUCUAGCCUUUAUACUUGCAUUUUCUUUUGCUAUAACAUUGAAGUAUAUGGACUUUUGCAGGAAAGAAUAAUAUGAUUAUCUUUAAUUUACUGAUAAUGUGAGGGAGGCAUGUCUUUCACAACCCCUGCUGUGCUUUUGCCUAGGGAAAUAGGGCUUUGUACACCUACACUCACCUGCGGAUGCACGUCACUGUUUCUUCAAUUUAUUGGAUGCAUUUGAGCCACUGAGUUUUUAUUUCAUUCCAAAUAUUAUCUGUACUUGCAAAUAAAGUACCAAUGAUCUCAGGAAAA